AUGGCUGCAAAAUCUCUACUCUCCUUGUUGUUGGCAAUGUUUGUCAGCAGCGCCUUGGCACAAUCGCCUGUGGAUUGGCAGCCACUACUCGACCAGCAGAACUUAGUGCUACGCCAGGUGGUGCAGGCAUUACAACUGACCCGUAGCGGCGCCAGCGAUACCGAUACUUGCUUCGAUUGGUAUUUGGAUAACCAAACCGCGAUCAAUGAAGUCUAUUACAGUGAGUACAACUUAUGCGCCAGCGUAGCAACGGCGGCAAAGAAACUGCUUUCGGAGCAAAGUGCUUUGGAGCGUCAAGAUCUUUUGGAUGAUGGCCAGUCACUUUGCUCAGCUUUAAGCGAUUGCGAAAGUGUCACUGAUGGUCUGCAGUUUUUCCAGUGCUACAAUAAGGCGUCUAAUGAAAACAGCGCGAAUUUGUUUAACAUAAGCGUCACAUCGGAGCGAAUUGCUGACAAAUUGACAAUUUCAUAUCAAGCCAUCAACGACACUGAACGUACGUGUACUACUAAAGCGCGUGUUAAGAACGUGGAAGACUUAGGUAUUAGUAGAGCGUGUCUGAACAACUGCUUAAUUGGUGAGUGGAGCCCCCCUAAAACGACCGCAGCUUCAACCGACACUACCACUGAAGCAACUGCAUCGACUGAAGCUCCCGGAUCAACCGACACUACCACUGAAGCAACUGCACCGACUGAAGCUCCCGGAUCAACCGACAUUAGCCCUGAAGCAACCACUGCGAGCGACGCUCCAACAUCUGCACCGUCAGAUGGCAGACAAGGCUUACCAGAAGAGGACUUAUACAAGUAUGAUUUUAACUACAUGACAAACGUGCUCCAGAGGAAACUGAAUGGACAUUUUUAA
Molecule: messenger RNA, 858 nt
Organism: Bactrocera tryoni
Lineage: Eukaryota; Metazoa; Arthropoda; Insecta; Diptera; Tephritidae
Exons: 2
Coding region: 1-858 (285 amino acids)
Source: RefSeq, a predicted model, not a curated record